AGGAAAAUGGAGAUCAUAAUUAGGUGGGUUUGUUCAUUAUUUGUUUCUGGUUUUGGCGUGCUUCGUCGCGUUUACCGUGCUGUGCUGGUCGGCAACGGCCUCCUUUCUCUCUUUUUGGCUCACCAAGUUUAUGAAAUCUUUCCGAACUCUAGUACUGCUCUCGCUUCCCUAUUCAAUCUUUCUCUUUCUAAUUUCAUUUUUGUUAUGGAAAAUUAAGAACAUCUUUUCCAAAUUCAGUAGCUGACUGCAGAUUUUGAGAUUCCUGUUCUCAUUCUCCCUUUUUUUUUUCCCAGUUGAUUGCUCAAAAAUCAAAAUUGCUGGUAACGAUGAGGUAUGCCUUGUUCGCGUUUGGGACUUUUAGUGUAUUGUUUUGGGAUCCCAUCAAUUGUACUGAUGGUGACUUCGAUUGCUGAAGGCUUUUUAAAAACCCAAUCUUAGUUCAUCUUGAAUUUGAUAUAAGGGCAAGUGUAUAUAGAGGAUAUUCUUACUUGUGUAAUUGCUUUCAGACAUUAGUUUGAGUUUGGUUUUGCUGUGUGGGGUAAAAAAUGGUUGGAAAUUCUUUAGCUCCGGUUUCAACAUGCCCUGUUGCGUUAUCUUCUUCAUUGAUUAUUGUUCCGCCUGGUUCUUCAAGCUUCUUGCCUUGUCUUCCAUUGAGGCAACGAAAGCGGCUCAUGCGGGUAAGAGCUAUGUCAGCAGAUGCAGGACAUGGCCAAGCUGCUUCUUCUUCCUCUUCUUCAGAGAAAAAGAAUCCACUUGCAGUUGUUUUAGAGGUUCCUCAAAGUAUUUGGAGGCAAACAUUGAAGCCAUUGAGUGAUUUUGGGUUUGGAAGGAGGAGCAUUUGGGAAGGUGGGGUGGGUUUGUUUCUUGUGUCAGGUGCAGUCCUCCUUGCUCUUAGUUUGGCUUGGUUGAGGGGUUUUCAGUUACGCUCCAAGUUCAGGAAGUAUGUGGCUGUAUUUGAGUUUGCUCAAGCUUGUGGUAUUUGCACAGGAACCCCAGUUAGGAUUAGAGGGGUAACUGUUGGCAAUGUCAUCCAAGUUAAUCCUUCCUUGAGAAGUAUUGAAGCAGUUGUUGAGGUUGAAGAUGAUAAGAUAAUCAUACCUAGAAAUUCGCUGAUUGAGGUGAAUCAGUCAGGUCUUCUUAUGGAAACAUUGAUUGAUAUUACCCCUAAAGAUCCGAUUCCAUUACCUUCUGUGGGACCUCUUGAUGCUGAAUGUGUUAAAGAAGGUCUAAUUGUAUGUGAUAGGCAAAAGAUAAAGGGGCAUCAAGGAGUAAGUUUGGAUGCAUUGGUUGGGAUAUUCACCCGGCUCGGACGUGAAAUGGAGGAAAUUGGUGUUUCUAAAAGCUAUUCAUUGGCUGAGCGUGUUGCUGCUGUUAUUGAAGAGGCAAAGCCACUGCUUACAAAGAUUCAGGAAAUGGCUGAAGAUGUUCAACCUUUGCUAUCUGAGGUUCGUGAUAAAGGUCUCCUUAAGGAAGUUGAGAAUUUGACCAGAAGCCUAACACAAGCCUCUGAAGAUCUGAGAAAGGCACAUACAUCAAUUAUGACCCCAGAGAACACUGAGCUGAUUCAGAAGUCCGUAUACAGUCUGAUAUUUACUUUGAAAAACCUUGAGAAUAUAAGCUCUGAUAUUCUUGGAUUCACGGGUGAUGAGGCUACAAGAAAGAACUUGAAAGCACUUAUCAAGUCUCUCAGUAGGAUGUUAUGAAGACGAGUGAAAGAUGAAAAUAGCUCGGUAGGUUUUAAGGUUGAUUUGAUGCUGGAAAUGGUUUCUUUCAAUAUCAAAAAGAAGAGAAACCAAUUCUGGAUAUUACAGGUCUCCAUUUUGAAUAGAGGGUACUUAUUGUAUUCUUUUGAAUCAAAUUCUGUUGGAUGUUCAGAGAAGCUUUUCAAUAGAAGCUCUUUUUGUGAAAGAAAA
This is a messenger RNA of Hevea brasiliensis (rubber tree), 1913 nucleotides long. RefSeq names its product protein TRIGALACTOSYLDIACYLGLYCEROL 2, chloroplastic. Gene Ontology annotation, cellular component: chloroplast inner membrane. The coding region runs from base 546 to 1703 and encodes 385 amino acids. The record is from RefSeq and is a predicted model, not a curated record. NCBI's taxonomy places the organism in Eukaryota, Viridiplantae, Streptophyta, Magnoliopsida, Malpighiales, Euphorbiaceae. The transcript is spliced from 6 exons. Gene Ontology annotation, molecular function: phospholipid binding; lipid carrier activity.